This is a messenger RNA of Exophiala xenobiotica, 1125 nucleotides long. RefSeq lists its product as uncharacterized. The transcript is spliced from 2 exons. Lineage: Eukaryota; Fungi; Ascomycota; Eurotiomycetes; Chaetothyriales; Herpotrichiellaceae. The record is from RefSeq and is a predicted model, not a curated record. The coding region runs from base 1 to 1125 and encodes 374 amino acids.
AUGACCGUCGAGCACCAUCGCAAUCCCAGUCCUGGUCCUGACAGCUUCGGCGGCCCUCACAAGACCCUGGAAGCCCUCACGACAGCACCAGGCCGCCCAGGACAAGCAUACGUUCUCGAAUCCUCCUGCGGCGAGACGAUCUACAUCCCUUGCUCUCGAUCCGCGACUCGCCUUUUGGUGACGGGCAAAGAAAGCGACAACGCGUUCGCCGUCGUGGGCAGCGUCGGCUCGCAAUCCGCGCCCAUAGGCUUCCACUUCCACCGCGAAGCACACGACGUCUUUUUGUGUCUGAAGGGCCACGUGAAUGUCUGGGCCAACGACCAAUGCCGGACUCUUGGGCAGGGGGAUUUCGCAAGUGUCCCGCCCGGCGUCGUCCACCAGUACCAGAUCCUGGGCAACUACACCGAGUUUGUGGGCCUCAUCGUGCCAGGUGGUUGGGAGGAGUUCUUCAGAUUCAUUGGCGAGCCUUACAACGACGGGCCUUUGUACCCUUUGACCGACGACCGGAAUGUGUUUGAGGUGUUGAUUCCCAAACUAAAAGCUGCCGCCGAGAAAUUCGACAUGGUCCCCGUGCCGGAUCAUCCUGGCGUGGAGCCGCAACCGUGGGAAGUUGUUGACGAUGGAGACAACACACUGCCAGGCGCGUUGGAACCGUAUUUCCUUCGUGCGGGAUCUGGGCCGCGGUAUCUUCUAGGUGGCAUUGUCGCCAGUCCGUUGAUAACAACCCCGGAGUCGAACAACAGGUUCUCGAUCGGGAGUAUCGAGGGUUCUUCGUGGCACGAAAAACUUACUAGUAGCCCCGUAUCCGAAACGUUCACCUUCAACGACGUCCAUCAUGCAUUCCAAGUGGCAGACGGUAGCAUGACGUUCGCAUUGAACAAUGGCAGCGAUUCUGCAAACUUGAAUGUCGGCGAGACCAUUUACAUACCGGCCGGAACGUCGUUCAGCGUCAGAAUCAAGAGCCGAUAUGCAAAGGUAUACGCCUUCAUCAGCGGCGCCGGGAUCAUGGACUUGUUGUGCAAAGCUGGAAAGCCGUACCAUCAGCCCAUCCCUCCUGAAAAGGCGCAGGACUGGGACAGGGCCAGUUUGGAAGCGCUGCAGGCAGAGCUUAAAUUUCGUAUGUAA